UCGUACGUUAUUUUUAAAUCGUUUUAUAAAUUUAUGUAAAUAUUAUGAUUAUGAAACUUAGUUUCCCUUACAUAGUUAACAUGACAAGAACUAACAAAACUGCAUACAAGAAACAUCAGUGGUCAGGUGGAAAAAGGAAACGGCGUCAAGUCCAAGCUGCCUUACAACACCAUUAUGGCACCAAUUCGUAAGUAUUUCACUGUCAAUAUCAAAUCAUACUAGGCUCUUCUAGGUACAGUCGCCAUCAGAUAUAUCGCAGCGGCCAAGGUAUUCACAAUAUCUGAACACGCGCUCUAACGCCUUGACAAUAGAGGCGUGUUCAGAUAUUUGUGAGCACCUUGGCCGCUCCAAUAUAUCUGAUGGUGACUGUACAUGACACAUCAUCAUCAUCAUCACUAUAGUUAAGUAAUUAUGAAUUUAAACUUUAAAAAAUGUGCACUGCUGCACAACGACUACUACUCGUGCGCUGCCCGUAUUCGACGGUUUUCUGCCAUGUUGUUAAUUUUGUAAUUCUGCCUUUUUCAACCAUUUAUAAUAUUUCUUGUCCUCGCGGCUAUGAGUAUUACUCACAGAAAUUUGCGGACCGAGUUGAAAUUAACAUAAUAAAUGGUAUCAUAAUUCCAGAAGAAACGUGGCUUGGCGUAAUGUUCAAAUGAAUAACCCACCUGACGUCACGAUGUGUGACGAUCCGUCAAAUGCCCAAACGGUGAUAAAUAAUGGUUCAACUAAUGCUGACUAUGGAGGCAGACAUAGUCAUUGAAGGCUUUAAAAAAAGUGAAGAAAUGCAUGGACUGCAAUAUAAAUCCUUCAUUGGUGACGGCGAUUCAUCCGUUUAUGCCCAUAUAAAAAAAAAUAUACCGUAUGGACAUAAAGUCACUAAAAUCGAAUGCAAAAAUCACCUCGUCAAAAAUUAUACCGCGGGCUUGUAUAAGAUUUUGACUAAUACAAAGCUACCCCUGCUAGGUAGAAAUAUGCUAAAGCCAAGAAUUGAGAAUUUGACCAUUGUGACAAGAAAAGUAAUCAUCCACUGUCACAAAGAUCCGAAUCGCCUUCGAAAAGAUUUGAAGAACGUGGCCUAUCACGUUUACGGCCGUCACAUGGAGUGUCAACCAUAUUAUUGUAAUUACACAGAGGCCAAUGACGAACACCCAAAAGUAAAUGAAGACAAAGAUCUCGUGACAAUAAUGACAACCAAGGCACCUGGAGUUUGGGCAAACAUCUGUGCCGCUAAUGAACAUAUUUUAUCUAAGUCCCACAGAGUGAGUAAUGAGACCACGAACGUAGCAGAAAACUUUAUGAGCUUGGUGAAUAAAUUCACUUGCGGCAAGCGACUCAGCCUUGGAAAAGGUGGUUCGUAUCAAAGAAGAGUCCUUCUUGCAGGUUUGUCACAAACGACUGGAUAUAGUUGGCACAAACAAGCAUGGCUUAAAACCUCCAGCCAUAAUAUUGGCCAACAUUUCCAACUUGACAUAAAAAGGAAAGAACUUAUCCGGAUGCGACGCCAAAGAUGUCCAAGGACGCGCAAUUUUAAACCUACUGUCAUUAAACCCGACAAAGACUAUGGUCCCAAAGCAUGCGAUCCUGUUGACUUGAGCCGAGAAGAUAUAAAAAGAAUAGGGCAAGAAAAGCUUAUGGAACUGCAAGUGACACCCGACCAAAUCGCUGAAAUAGAGCAACAAACUAAAGAUCAGCAUGAUAACGAACUCUACAACGUGAUCAGGAGUGAUAGAUUGACUGCAAGCCAAUUCGGGAUGGUAUGCAAACGACGAAAUAAAACUCCUUGCCACAAUCACGUGAAACAAAUUUUGUAUAAAAACAAUAUUUUAACAUCUGAUAUGAAAUACGGGCAGCAUAACGAAGCUGUUGCAAGGACUCUUUUUGAAACCACAACGAAUAAAAAAGUGGAACGUGCGGGUUUAUUUAUUGAUAAACAAUACGGAUUCCUAGGCGCAAGUCCAGAUGGUAUCAUUAUUGAUGAGAAUGCUCUACUUGAAAUAAAAUGCUUUCCAUCACUGAAAAGAAGCCAAGAAAGCAUUGAAACCGCGGCUGAAAGCCGCGGAAAUAAGUUUUGCUUGAAAUAUAAUAAGGAAGGUAAAUUGGUUAUGAACACAAACCAUAAUUAUUAUUACCAGGUGCAAGGACAACUGCGUAUUGCUGACAUGGCAAAAUGUUAUUUUGUCUGUUUUAUUGACCCUGGGAUAAAUAUGACUAUAAUCGAAGUAGACCGAGACGAGGACUUUAUACACAAUAUGAUACCAAAACUCGUAUCUUUUUACAAGAACUGCAUCGUCCCCGAGCUCAUUCUGCGAAGAGUUCCAAAAAACCAAAAAUGCGUCGAAAUUUCAGACUUGCCUGGUACGUUACAGAUUUAUUUAAGAUUUACCCAGGAUGGAACAGAGGUGGUAUAUUUAUUCAAAGUGUAGUUGAAUUGUUGUUUUUGUACACAAAUUGUAUAUCCGUUUGCCUGAUUCAGUCCUAGAUAUAUACUUCUUACUUUUAGUUCAUCUGAUGUUGGAGCCAGGAGGUUGAUUUGCUAACUCAAUCUACUAGAGUUCAAUUUGUUCAAAAAGUCCUUCACAUUAUCUUUAGCAUAGUCAACGAUGGAACUAUAAAGAAAGAGAGAAAUUGGGCGUCUUUUGUUGUUUUACAGAAUUAAUAUAAUAUUCAUUCCUAUGUAUAGUUAUCAUUAUUUAAAUGAACUCAACACGGGAUGAGCUGUGGUUAAAGUAUAAUUUGUGUUAAUUUAUAGUCAAUAAUUAGUUUUUGGUAAAAAAAAACAUUUUUGGUUUGGUAUAUGUUAUUAUCAAUGACUGCAGUUUUCUUUCCAUAGGCAACAAACAACAACAUUCAGACAAAUCUAAUAAUCCCAAACACAAUUAGCUUGCGUUGUUUUAUCACAGAGUUCCCAUAGACACCUUCUGUGUUCAUCAUCAAAUCAGCUCUAUGUCAUAAUAAUAUUGCAUAUUGUCAUUGUAUUAUGAGUGCAAAAUAUCAACUCAAUCGGAAAUCGGCUAGUAAGCCUUAUUUAGCUUCCAAAAUUUGACCUACACUAACAUACAUACUUAUGGCGUUAUUCAUAAAUAUAGGUAUUCAUAAAACAUUUAAUUUCAAGUACUUUUAACUAUUGUAAUUUCGACUAGAUUUUUUAAACUUUUUUAUCCUUUCCUAUAAUCAAUUAUGAUCGUUUUUAGCUGAUCAUCAAAAACAAUAAACGUCGGACAACGGACAGUUCACGUCACGUCAUCCCUGUAAAGAUGAAAAAAAAAAUAGUAUAGUAUUUGUAAAUAUAUACUCAUGUACAUAGUAAAA
Molecule: messenger RNA, 3309 nt
Organism: Cydia fagiglandana
Lineage: Eukaryota; Metazoa; Arthropoda; Insecta; Lepidoptera; Tortricidae
Exons: 7
Coding region: 717-2423 (568 amino acids)
Source: RefSeq, a predicted model, not a curated record